Manis javanica (Malayan pangolin) is the source of this 5316-nucleotide messenger RNA. The record is from RefSeq and is a predicted model, not a curated record. Lineage: Eukaryota; Metazoa; Chordata; Mammalia; Pholidota; Manidae.
UAUCUAGAAUAGACAAAUCACAGAGAGAAAGCAGAUUAGAGGUUACCAGAGUCUGAGGGGAGGGACGAGUGAGGAGUUACCAUUUAAUGUUUCAGAGCUUCUGUUUGGGGUGAUGAAAAAGUGUUGGAAUUACUAGUGAUAGUUGCACGACAUUGUGAAUAUAAUGAAUGCCACUGAAUUGUGCACUUAGCAAUGUGGUUAAAGUGGCAACUUUUGGUAUAUAUAUUUUACCAUUGUUUAAAAGAUUAAUGUAACAUACCGAAAAACAUUGAAGUGUACACCUUGGGUGAAUUGUAUGAUAUGUGAGUGAGUUAUAUCUCAAAGCUGUAAAAUAAAAAAGGCAACAUAAAGACAUUGUGAGAAAUAUAAAAACUGAAAGAAUUUAUUACCAGCAUACCCACAUUACAAGAAAUGUUAAAAGAUGUCCCUAAGGGAGAAAGGAAAUGAAACCAAACUGAAGUCUGGAUCUUCUGAAAAGAAUGAACAGCACUGACAAUGGUCAUUAUGUCGGUAAAUAUAUAAUAUUUUUUCCUUAAGUUUCAAUAUUUAAAAAAAGAUAAUUGACCCUGUGUUAGUUUUCUGUUGCUGUGUAACAAACUUAGCAGCUUCAAACGGUUCCCAUUACAAGCUCACAGUUCCAUGGGUAAAAGUCUGACACAGUGUGGAUGGGUUUUCUGCUUAGAUAUCCAACAGCCAAUAUCAAGGUAUUGGCUAGCCAGAAUUCUUAUCUGGAGGCCCUGGGGAAAACUCCACUUCCAAGUUCACUGCAACUGUUGGCAGAAUUCGGUUACCUGUGGCUAUAGGACUGAGGUCCUUCUUUCCUUGCUGGCUGUCAUCGGGUGCUGCUCGUAGCUCACACAGACUGCCCGCAUCCCUCGCCAUGUGACACCAUCCACCUCCAGCUUUGUCUUCUCAGGGUGUCCCGUUACUCAAGAAAGCAUUAUCAAGAACAAGGAGGGCAUGGACACUGAGUCUUUAACUGCUGGGUCCCAUACACUGGUGACCUUCAAGGACAUACUUGUGAACUUCACUCAGGAGGAGUGGAAGCUGUUGGAUACUGCCCAGCAGAUCAUGUACAAAGAUGUGAUGUUGGAGAACUAUAAGAACCUGAUUUCCUUGGGACAUCAACUUCCCAAGCCAGAUGUGAUCCUCCAGUUGGAGAAAGGAGAAGAGCCAUGGCUGGCAGAGAGAGGGAUUCACCAGGAGAACCAUCCAGAUUUGGAGACUGCAGUUGAAAUCAAAUCAAUUUCCAGUAAGAGCAUUUAUAAAGAUAAACAGUCUUAUGGCAUUAAAAUGGAAGGAAUGACAAAGAAUGACCUCUGGUAUUUGUCACUAGAAGAAGUCUGGAAGUGUGAAGACCAACUUGACAAGUAUCCAGAAAACCAAGAGAGACAUUUAAGGCAAGUGGCAUUUACCCAGAAGAAAGUACUGACUACAGAGAGAGUUUCUGAAAAUGGUAAAUAUGGCGGAAACGGUCUUCUUCCUGCUCAGCUAGUAUUGAGAGAAUAUUUCCAUAAACAUGACUCACAUACUAAAAGUUUAAAACCUAAUUUAGUUUUUAGCAGUCAUCAAGAAAGCUAUGCAACUAACAGUACUGAAUGUAGUCAAACCUUCUGUCAAAAUAUUCACCUUAUUCAAUUUCCAAGAACUCAAACAGGAGAUAAAUCCUACAAAUACCCUGAUAAUAACAACUCUGUUCCUCAUAGUACAUCCCUUGGUAUAUCAAAGAGUAUACAUAGAGAGAAACCCUAUGAAUGUAAGGAAUGUGGAAAAUUCUUCAGCUGGCGCUCUAAUCUUACCAGGCACCGACUUAUUCAUACUGGAGAAAAACCCCAUGAAUGUAAAGAAUGUGGAAAGUCUUUCAGCCGGAGUUCUCACCUCACUGGACAUCAGAAGACUCACACUGGGGAAGAGCCUUAUGAAUGUAAAGAAUGUGGAAAAUCCUUCAGCUGGUUCUCUCACCUUGUUACCCAUCAGAGAACUCAUACAGGAGACAAGCUGUACACAUGUAAUCAAUGUGGGAAGUCCUUUGUUCACAGCUCCCGGCUUAUUAGGCACCAGAGAACUCAUACUGGAGAGAAACCAUAUGAGUGUCCUGAAUGUGGGAAGACUUUCAGACAGAGCACACAUCUCAUUCUGCAUCAGAGAACUCAUGUUAGAGUGAGGCCAUAUGAAUGCAAUGAAUGUGGGAAAUCUUAUAGUCAGAGAUCUCACCUCGUUGUGCAUCACAGAACUCACACUGGACUGAAACCCUUUGAGUGUAAAGAGUGUGGAAAAUGCUUUAGUCGAAGUUCUCACCUCUUCUCACAUCAGAGAACCCAUACUGGAGAGAAACCAUAUGAGUGCCAUGAUUGUGGAAAAUCUUUCAGCCAGAGUUCUGCCCUCAUUGUGCAUCAGAGAAUUCAUACUGGAGAGAAGCCAUAUGAAUGUUGUCAGUGUGGAAAAGCUUUUAUCCGGAAGAAUGACCUUAUUAAGCAUCAGAAGAUUCAUAUUGGAGAAGAGACCUAUAAAUGUAAUCAGUGUGGAAUUAUCUUCAGCCAGAACUCUCCAUUUAUAGUACAUCAGAUAGCUCACACAGGAGAACAGUUUUUAACAUGUAAUCAAUGUGGGAUGGCACUUGUUAGUAGCCCUAACUUUAUUAGAUACCAGACAAAUCAUAUUAGAGAAAAUACAUAUUAAGACAAUGAGAAAGGAAAAACUUUUACAAAUAGCAAUAACUAUUUUGCAUUGGAGAACUCAUGAAGAGAAGCUGUACAGAUACAAUCUAUGUGGAAAUGUUUUCAAACUUGUUACUACCUUUUAGUGUACCAGAGUUUUGGUCCUGGAGGGACUAAGACUCCCAAAAUUGAAUUUUAGUACACAAAUACAUCCUUAUUUUUUUCUUUCCAUAAGUUCCUACAAAAAUAAUUCGCCUAGGAGCAUUCUUGACCAAGCCUCAAAUGCAAAAGUGAGAAGGAACCUUUUAGGUGAGUUUUUAGAAAAGACAGCAGCACUACCUUAAGCAAGAAAAGAGAGAUUGCUACUUCAAAAAAAUAGAAAAGAAGGGUAAAAACUGAUAUAGUUCUUAUGACAAAAGAUGGGAAAUAAUACCCUAGUGAAUUAAUAUGCCAUAUUUUACUUAGUUGUCCUCCUUUUCUGGGACACUUAGUAGUGUGUAGUCUGUUUUAUGUGUCUGAUAUAAACCACAUAUUUUUUUGUUAAUAACAGGGAAAAUGAUUAUUAUGUAAAGCAGAAAAAAAUACAUGUACUAUUAGUAGUACCCAAUUUAAAUAUAUUUGCAUGUGGGUGAGAACUGAAGAGGUAUCUGUGGGUAAGUGAAUACAGUUGGUUUGUUAGAUAAUGGGAUUAUGAUUGAUUUUAAUAGUCUCCCCAGAAUUACUGUAGUAAUUAUCAUCCAGUUUCUCUAUUCCACUCUUAAGGCAGCUUGAGAACCAUCUGUCAGCAAAAAUUCCCAUUAAUUCUAAGUCAGUUUGGGUCAUAAGAGUACUGGUCUUUGAACCAGGAUGCUAAAGCCUUCUGGGAGUUUAAACACAGUGACUCUGUGGACAUUGGGACCUUAAGGGAGCAUUGGGUAUUUGAAUAUCCCAGAGAGGUCUCCACUGGAGUGGGAGGUGCCUGGGCAAUACCUGGAGCAAGUAUGCUCAUGGGAUAAACACAUGACUGCUCAAAGCCACUCUUCUUCCAAGGUAGUCUUUCAUCUUUAUGCGGAAAACAUAGAAAAUUUAUUGGUUAAGAGCAUAAGCUUGAGCUCAGUUACCCAAGCUGAAAUCCCACAUCUGUCCUUACCUUGCUGGGUGAAUGUGGGCAUGCCACAUAGCUUCUCUGUGCCUAACUUACAGAUAUCUUCCUCUGAAAGUUAGGGAUAUUACUUACCUUGUAGGAUUGUGGUGAGUAUUAAAUAAGUAAACCUAUAAGCAGCUUAAGAGUAGCACCUGACAUUUAUCAAGUGAUUUAUAAUUAUUGUGAUUAGUAAUAAUCCCCACCUAGUGUUUGUUUAAUUUAAACCUGCCUGAGUGCUAGUAAGAACUCACUGAGUUCUGCACUUCCCUUCCAGUUUCCUUUUAACCUACAUCAGUACUUACCAACCUGAGGAAAUCACUCACCUAUACUGGGUAUGUGGAUUCCUUUUCGAGGAUCCAUAGACAACUUUAAUAUUUUAUCCAAAGUCAUUCUGUUUGUACAAAGGUUUUUCCUUCUAAGGAGAGGAUCCUCAUCAUCAACUGCAGUGGUAAGCCCAUGACCCCAAAAAGAUUAGGAUGAGAAUCUGUUUUAAUUCUCUUUCUCAUUCUGUAAAUUGAUCUCCUAUGUGUACAGAUUGACCAUUUUCCAUUUUUAGCAAACAGUAUAUAAGAUGCUAUAUGAUUGUUGAAUGAUAAAUAAAAUAUUGUUGAGACCCACAGGAAAAAGAUCUUGGUGUGUCCCCCAGGAGAAAUCUAGAAAUGAUGCUUAGAAUCGUGAGACUUGAGAGCUACAAGGAAUGUAAGACCAUCUAACUCAUGCUCUUCAUUGUACAGUUGAGAUAAGGUGAGUUGUCCCAGACCUCACAUUUUGAGUGAAGUCAGACCCACAACUGGAUCCCAGUUUCCUCAUUGGUGCUGCUCUCCUCAGUGCUUACAUUCCAUUCACAUGUAUAAUAUACUCCUAUCAUAAAGUUUUCAUUAUAAGCAGUGGUUCUUUAUGGGGUAGAAGAGUAGCUCCUUCACUGGGCCUCUUAGAAUUUCUAAUAACCUAAGGCUCAGUUUUCCUCAGCUGUGUAACAGAGAUACUACUAGUAUCUACCUCAGAGGGUGUGUGGAUGAAGUGAAAUAAUGUGUAUAAAGUACUUAAAACAAUACCUGGCACAUAGCAGCUGUUAAUAACAAUAUUAUUAACACCCUAAGGAAUGUGGUAAGAGAUAUAUGUCUAUGGAUGAUCAUUGAAGAGUUACUUACGAUAGUGUAAAAUUUACAAUAUAGAAAAAUGUUUAAUAGCAAAAUGAUUAUAGCAUACGCAUAAUGGAAUAUUAUGCAGACAUUAAAGUGAUGCAAACAAAAUUUGGUAACAGGAAAAAUGUUGAUGCUUUUAUGUGGUACAAAAAAAGCAUGAUAAAUGUCAAUAUAGAGUGAGCUCAAAUAUGUAAAAAUAAAUGAAUUGUAAAAAAAUGAAAAUGAGUUUUGCUCAAAACUAAGGAAAUUUGUCAAAAGAUUAAUGCCAGGUAAUGGUGAAUGUAGUACACACAUUGUUUUUCUUGUGAAACCUUCAUAUGAUUGUAUAUCAAUGAUACCUUAAUAAAAAAAUAAAUAACCAUUUAAAAAAAGAUUAAUGCCAGGUAACCUA